This is a messenger RNA of Lontra canadensis (Northern American river otter), 1098 nucleotides long. RefSeq names its product olfactory receptor 2A2-like. Gene Ontology annotation, biological process: G protein-coupled receptor signaling pathway. NCBI's taxonomy places the organism in Eukaryota, Metazoa, Chordata, Mammalia, Carnivora, Mustelidae. Gene Ontology annotation, cellular component: membrane. The record is from RefSeq and is a predicted model, not a curated record. The transcript is spliced from 2 exons. The coding region runs from base 1 to 1098 and encodes 365 amino acids. Gene Ontology annotation, molecular function: G protein-coupled receptor activity; olfactory receptor activity.
AUGGGAAGCAACCAUUCAUGGGUCUCAGAGUUCAUCUUGGUAGGACUCCGGCUCAGUGCAGAGAUGGAAGUAUCCCUCUUCUGGAUCUUCUCCCUGUUCUACAUCUUCAGUCUGUUGGCAAAUGGCAUGAUCUUUGGGCUCAUCUGUCUGGACCCGAGACUGCACACGCCCAUGUACUUCUUCCUCUCACACCUGGCCAUCGUUGACAUGUCCUAUGCAUCCAAUAAUGUCCCCAAGAUGUUGGCAAACUUAGUGAAUCAGAAGAGAACCAUCUCCUUUGUUCCAUGCAUAAUGCAGACAUUUCUCUAUUUGGGUUUUGCUGCUACAGAGUGCCUGAUUUUGGUGGCGAUGUCCUAUGAUAGGUUUGUGGCGAUCUGCCACCCCCUCCAGUACACUGUCAUCAUGAGCUGGAGAGUGUGCAUUGUUCUGGCUGUCACUUCUUGGUCAUGUGGAUUUACUUUGUCUCUGGUACAUGCAAUUCUCCUUCUAAGAUUGCCUUUCUGUGGACCCAGGAAAGUGAACCACGUCUUCUGUGAAAUUCUGUCUGUCCUGAAGCUGGCCUGUGCUGAUACUUGGAUCAAUCAAGUGGUUAUCCUCGCUGCCUGUAUGUUUGUCUUAGUCGGGCCACUCUGCUUAAUGCUAGUCUCAUACAUGUGCAUCCUCUGGGCCAUCCUAAAGAUCCAGUCAAAGGAGGGCCGCAGAAAGGCCUUCUCUACCUGCUCCUCCCACCUCUGUGUGGUGGGGCUUUUCUUUGGCAUAGCCAUGGUGGUUUAUAUGGUUCCAGAGUCUAAUCAACGAGAAGAGCUGGAGAAAAUACUGUCCCUAUUUCACAGUCUCUUUAACCCAAUGCUGAACCCCCUCAUUUACAGCCUGAGGAAUGCUCAGGUGAAAGCUUCUUUGUAUAGACUUCUAUCUGAGGAAGAGACCAGCAGUGGCAGCCUUCUGGUGAUCAGAGGGUCUUCCAAAAGUUACGAAGGGUCUGCGGAGUCACAGCAGGGACAAGCUGUGCCCCGCAAGCUCACUGAUCUCUCUCAUUCUCACGAGAAAGCCGUGGAAGGUGGAAAACACACAUACACCUGGACACAACACUGGCAUUAG